Colletes gigas is the source of this 1185-nucleotide messenger RNA. RefSeq lists its product as uncharacterized. NCBI's taxonomy places the organism in Eukaryota, Metazoa, Arthropoda, Insecta, Hymenoptera, Colletidae. The transcript has 2 exons. Bases 422 to 1078 code for a protein of 218 amino acids. The record is from RefSeq and is a predicted model, not a curated record.
GAGAAAGGAGUUGGAGCAAAAGCUCUCACUUUACGUUUUCUAACAGACUGCCAACAAAUCAAUCACAACAAAUGUUUAAGUUAAGAUGAAUGGGUUUCAGAGAUAGGGAGAGUCAAAGUAGUCGAAAUUAAUAGUACGUGGCAGCUUAUAUGCUUUGAAGUACUGAUUUUUAAGUUAGUUAGAUAAUUUGUAGUAUAUAAAUCAGCGAAUCACACCCUUUCACAUCCAAUCAGAUACAUACUACAGAGUUCAGAUGGCACUAGAAAUUUUAUUAUUUUAGUACACACAUUGUCAAUUAUUAUAAAGGUUAUGUUAACCUAUAAAACACAAACACCAAGAAAUAAUUUUAACAUGAUAAUAUUAUAAAAAAUACAGAAUCUACAGAACGUAUAAAUUUUGUUCUUAAAGUAAAUAUAGAAAUAUGAGUACACAGAAAGGCAAUUCAAAUCGAUCAAGACCUCAAAAGUAUAAAAAUCGAACUGCUUUUAAAAAUGACUUACAUGAUACAUCACACAAAAUAAAAAUCAUUAAUAAUAUCGAUGUUGCAAAUGUAUGUGAAAGAUGUAAACAAGUAAUUGAAUGGAAAAUUAAAUACAAGAAAUAUAAACCAUUAAAAGCACCAUCAAAGUGUACAAAGUGUCAACAAAAGUCAGUGAAACAUGCGUACCAUAAUGUGUGUUUACCUUGUGCUAAGCAAUUUAAAGUAUGCCCAAAGUGUGGUGUUGAAAGUGAUAUCGUUGAAGGAACACUCAGUAAAGAAGAAUCUAUGAAGUUAGAUAAAGAGUUGCAAGCACUUCUCAAAGAAUUACCUGAACGAAAGCGUAGAACAUUUAUACGUUACAUGAAUCAUAAUGCUUCAAAUAAAACAAAAAAUAAGAACAACAAGGAAAAUGGAAACGAAGAAACCGAAAUUGAGGAGCAACAAAAAAAUGAAACUAUGGUUGAAGAUAGUAUAUCCAAAAACGAAUUGUUAUCAAAAUUAAGAUCAUUACUCAUUAAAGAAAAAGAUAGUGAAAACUUUGAUAUUGAUGAUGAUUUGGAUUCAGAUUCAGAUUCAGAUUCAGAUACAUUUACGUAAAAAAUAAAAUAUAUUUAUAUAAGUUGUUAAAGAAGAUCAAGUCAGAAACUGUUAUAUAAAAGACCAAGAAUGGGGAAUGUUGAGCCUGCCUGCAUUUUACAAGUACA